UAUCUCUCUCUAUAUAUCUGUAUAUGCAGAUGUCAGCAGUAACUAGGUGUAUACAGUAGGUCAGAGGCCUCAGUAGGUCUUAAUAUUCCUCAGAAUGUCUGUCCUAACAAGAUCAGUUGCAUUUGCCAUCAAGCGUUCUAAUAUAGGCUGUCUCUCUAGCUAUGCUCUGCCACAAAAUAUUGAAGAGUUAAAUGCCUCUCACACAGCUAGAGUAGACCCAAGCAAAAUUUUUGACACCUGCACAAGAAGUCAGGAGGUAUCUGUCCUUCAAUCUAGUAGGAUAUUUGGAAGCCGGUUUCUGUCCGACCAGUCCAGCGUGGUUGAUCAUGUAUCGGAUUUACCGCAAUCAGCUGAUUCAUCAGAACAGAUGGACUCGACAAUUAUGGCGUAUGAAAUCUCAAACAUCCACAUUGAGAUGAAGAUCAAUCUUCCUGAACCAUUCAAAGCUGAAGACAUCAACACAGAUGUUGUUGAGGGAUCUCCAAAUGGUCUUUCUGACGCUAAGAUGAGCCUGGAAGCAAGAUCUAACAUGGAUUGUAGGAUUGAGACCUCAGAUCGACUGAUUGAUACGUGCAACAUGCUCUAGGAUCGUCCAGAGCGGUUCAAGCAGCAUGUCUCAUAUUUAAUUCAUAUUUUUGCUUAUCACUAUUCAUUUUAGAAUAGGCAUAACAAUCAAACUUUAUUUAUUCACUAUUUAUUUAUUGUCAUAGAUAUUUAAAGAAAAUAUAUGAAAGCACCAAAGCGA
Molecule: messenger RNA, 745 nt
Organism: Eurytemora carolleeae
Lineage: Eukaryota; Metazoa; Arthropoda; Copepoda; Calanoida; Temoridae
Exons: 7
Coding region: 95-586 (163 amino acids)
Source: RefSeq, a predicted model, not a curated record